UCUUCGCAGCAGCGAAAAAUAUGAAAAUACGAAAAAAAAAAUCUUUCUAAAUAAAUGGCAUAGUUUUGGCUAUCAAAAAUGUUUCGCGGCACAAUAAAAAUGAAGGUCAUGGUGUUUUUGUGGUUGUUUAGUUCGUGUACAAUGAAUAUCCAGGCUACAACCCACUGGAUGGUGACCGAGAGUGGCCUGAUACAACCACGGGAAGAUUCUCCAUUUGAAAUGACCCACCCAUAUGACUUGCUUGCAUUUCUGAACCAAGACACAAGAUGGGACAACAUCUUUAAUCUGUACGAUGAUUUGUCGAAAAGGCAAGAGUUUAUUAAUAAAUUGUGGACUGAUAUAAAACUGCAGUCUGAUGUAUCUGACAUCUCUACAUACAAUGAAAACUGUAUACAAGCAGGGCAGCUCACCUUUUUAGAUUGGUACGCUUCAUUCUUGGAGGACGGUAAAUCUAAGAAAAUAGCCGAUGAGGAGUAUAUGCUGUACAAACCAUCAAAUGGUCAUGAUACAGAAGUACCGGACUGCAAAAAGAUUUCUUCUUUGACCUUUAGCAUGCAUGCAUUUGAGCAUUUACAGGGUAUGAUACAAAGAGAAAACUUGACUGCAAAUCCAGAGUUAGCUCUCCCGGAGUUGAUAUCUCCUAUCAUGACAGUGGACCAGUUUGGGCACUGGGCAGCUGUAUGUUUAAAGAAAAACAGUUCUUCAUGGCUGCACUACAAUAUGGCCUCAUUAUAUUGGAGAGUUAGAGGCAAUGCACCAAAAGCCAUGGAGUGCAGUCGUCGCGCAGUGCAUUAUGCACCUAGGAAAUACAAAGAUGUCGCUCUUUUGAGCCUUGGUUCAAUUUUGCAUCGCAGCAAGAAGACAUCAGAUGCAAUUGUAGUACUUGGUGCAGCUGUAGACCAUGAUCCUGAAUAUCACACGAGCCACUUUAUUCUUGCCACAGCAUAUGCUGUACUAGGGGAAUAUAAUAAUUCAUUGAAGCAUUUAGAUGAAUCUUUAAAGAUCAACCCCGAUUUUGAUCUAGGCAUAAAUUACAGAUAUGGUAUGCUAUGCCAUAUUGCAUUGGGACAGAGAAUGGCACUUGUUAAAGAUUUGGUUGAUACUUUACGUGAAGAAUUGAUUGCAUUCCAAAGCAGAGAAGCUUAUUGGCUCAAAUCUCAGGCAGCAUUUUUGAGGACAAUGAAAGAUGUAAAGGAUUUUGAUUACACAAAAUUGGACGAGAAUUGUGAUAAAAUGUCUGCAUUGACCGGUCUUGACAUAAAGGAUAUAAAAAAGGAGGGUGACAAAAACUCAGUGAUCCAAUAUUUUCUGGACGGUCCAGUGUCACUCGGUGAAAAAUUAGAACGCAAAGGCGUUUAUGCUCUCGAUUCAGCGUUGAGCCUCAACAGACUUGUGAAACAUGUGGAGAAACAUGCUCACUUGGCACAAAACUAUGUGCCUCCAGAUAUUAGUAAGGAUUGGCAAAUAGAUGGCCCAAUCGCCAAGGAGAUUGGGCCCAUGCCUGUGUUUUCAGAUAUGCUGCCUGAUAUCCAAAUCCCUAUGUACGAGCCUCCAGAUGAAAAACCAAUAUACGCCACUUCUGCGCCAGAUUUAGAGACAAAGUCAGCAAGUUCGACUAAUGAACAUAUGGUUAACUAUUAUGAUGGACAUGUGUUGUACCCAACAACAAUGAAAGUGAAUCGCAAUGUAGAAGACUUUGAUAGAGAAAAAGACUGGCCUUCUAACAGAUUUUGCAAGGAAAAUGCUCCUAGUUUCCCUCCGCAUGUGGAAGCUAUUUAUCCCGUUUUCUUGCCAUUUGAAAAUAAAGGAAUUAGGUUAAAAGCACUACUGACUGAUCAGAUCGGAGUGCCAGCGAACCAGGAGCAUGAGUUACCCUGGCAUCCGCCUAUAUGUCCACAAGAUAAGGAAGCUUCGUUUUUCACACAGAGGAGAACUGUCAAGCAGCAAAUAACAAACAUGGUGGUCAACACAGAUUACUUGAGGCAAAAACUUCAACAGUACGUGAGUGAAGGUGACGUGGAAUCGGUGAAGAAAAUGCAAGACGUCGAGAUCGGCCAUCGCAUUUACACGGCUAUGCAAAUGAAUCUAGCGCCAAGAUGGCUUCUAUACACACUGACGUCACUCUACUGGCGCGUCCGAGGCAACAACGCUAACGCCCUACACUGCCUGAUGACCGCGAGUCGCAUUGUGGACUCUAAGUACAAGGACAUAGUGCUCACAUCCAUGGCCUCUGUGUAUCUGGAAAUGGGGUACUUUGAUGAAUCGCUGUUGACAGCUGAGGAGUCGUUCAGAGCGAGUUUGUAUGAGCCGGCCACAAACUUCGUCCUAGCAGAGUUGAACAUGAUCAAGAAACACCGGAACACCCAUAUGUUCCACCUGAAGCAAGUCAUACGGGUGGAGCCCAAGUUUCUGGGCGGGCUCGCGAGGAAUCUGCUCAACGCGUGGGCCUGUAUACUGAUGCAAAUCAACACUUUGCAGGAAGUCGAUUAUACAGGUGGUGAUGUUUGCACUCAAGUGGAGCCUGGCGUCAACAUGGUCUGCGAAAAAGAUGGAACCAAUUGCCAUAUGACCAAUAUACAGUGUUUUAGCAGUCAAGAGAGAGAGAGUUCCACACUAACCCGAAUGAUGGAACAGAAAGAGAAAGAAAAAGUGGAAGACAAGCGUGUGGACCCCACGAACGUGGAUCAAAUGGAUGACAGCAUGUUUGACGCGUUCAUAGAGAACAUGCCGCUCGAGCGAAGCGAUCUGUCAGCGCAUCGACAGAACUAUGACAGCAUGAUUCGCAGCGUCGAGACCGCGCUGAAAGGCUGCGGGCCUAGGAAGUGUAGCGAUAUUCAACCAGAAGAUCUGUCGCUGAAAGAUGAAGAUUGUACUUAUCAGUAUUUACAGUUGGGCUACUGGUUGCACAUCGUUAGUUUUAGAACAAUACUUGAAGAGACUAAUGUGAAAGUACCAGCUGAAAUCUUAGCGCUACCACCAUCCGAUAAAGACGGUCCAGAAUGUGUGAUCCCGCCAGAGUUCUCUGAAGACUUCUACUUAGAACGCUUGGGCAAGGUGAACACGGCGAAGUGGGAACCCAUGAUGAGUCUGAUGCACCAGUUCACUGAGGAGUUUGAUCAUGCUGAGUUCUGGGGGCUGGGGUAUAAGAUCGCGAAGUAUGUUGAAUCUAAGCCCCGCUGGUGGGUCGGUCUGCUGGCGGCGGGCUGGUGGUGCGGCGCGGGCGGGCGCGGCGCCUGCUGCGUGCGCUGCUUCGCCGCCGCGCACCUGCACGCGCCGCCGCACCAGGCCGCGCACGCGCUGCGGGGGCUCGCCAACAUACUGCACCUGUGA
This is a messenger RNA of Ostrinia nubilalis (European corn borer), 3330 nucleotides long. RefSeq names its product tetratricopeptide repeat protein 17. The record is from RefSeq and is a predicted model, not a curated record. Bases 79 to 3330 code for a protein of 1083 amino acids. The transcript has 17 exons. Gene Ontology annotation, biological process: actin filament polymerization. NCBI's taxonomy places the organism in Eukaryota, Metazoa, Arthropoda, Insecta, Lepidoptera, Crambidae. Gene Ontology annotation, cellular component: actin cytoskeleton; cytoplasm. Gene Ontology annotation, molecular function: protein binding.